This is a messenger RNA of Alternaria rosae, 3905 nucleotides long. RefSeq names its product glycoside hydrolase family 18 protein. The record is from RefSeq and is a predicted model, not a curated record. NCBI's taxonomy places the organism in Eukaryota, Fungi, Ascomycota, Dothideomycetes, Pleosporales, Pleosporaceae. Gene Ontology annotation, molecular function: chitin binding; hydrolase activity, hydrolyzing O-glycosyl compounds. The transcript is spliced from 9 exons. The coding region runs from base 332 to 3796 and encodes 1154 amino acids. Gene Ontology annotation, biological process: carbohydrate metabolic process.
CACUAUACUACCUUGCCUCACGCUAGCACUUGAGUAUGAAUUUGUGCAUUAGUAUACCGGCGGUCAUUCUCUUUUGGAAGGAGCUUCAAUUCUAGGAUCCUCGGUCUUACUUUCCAUCUAUCGGCCGCUGGGCGACACGAACGGUGGCGUGAGCCCAAUACAUACAUCGACAUGUGUGAGUGUUGAUCUGCUUUGGCGAGAACACUAUCAAUGCAGAUUUGACGGGUCUACUCCGGACGCCCCAACGUUUGACCAUACGGACCACAUUCUCCUCAUAUUUACAUUCUUUACCGGCUUUCGCCAUGCUUUUUGAGCAGUGAGAAAACCCUCAAUGACUCUCCUUUAUACCUGGUCACUCAAGAUGCGGUCUGCACUUUUUCAUAGCUUAGUCCUCGGCUUUUGGCUCACAAGUAGCCUUGUGAGCGGUCAAAAUGGCUCUUCUAUCCAGAACGAGACAUUUGACGGCGAGGUGGAACAAUCGUACUUCCUUGUCAAUUCGGCGUUUGGCAUCUUGAGGAAUGACAUCCCAGCUCAAGCUCUGGAACUUCCCACCGGUACCUGCAACGAUCAAACGCCAUGUGUGAAUGGUGCAUGCUGCAGCAGUGUCUCCGGACUGUGCGGCUACUCUCCUUCGGAGUGCGGAGCCGGAAACUGCUCUUCUAACUGCGAUGCCAAAGCAGAGUGCGGCCAGUACGGCAAGCCUGGCAAGCAGCAGUGUCCGCUCGGAGUCUGUUGCUCCGAGUUUGGAUUUUGCGGCUCGACAUCCUUGUUUUGCGACAAUGGAUGCCAGAAGGACUUUGGAGGCUGCGGCGACGUCAAGCGACCUUCUUGCAGCAAAGAUGGUGGUAGUGUCGAGGGCAUAAACAUCGGCUACUACGAGUCGUGGGCCAACACCAGGGCGUGCAGCAAGGUGUCUCCUGAAGACCUCAAUCUUGAUGGUUUCACGCAUCUCAACUUUGCCUUUGUCUUCUUCGAUCCCACCACUUUCGACAUCGUUCCAAUGGAUAAGAAUGCGGGCACGCUGCUAAGUCGCUUCACCAAGUUGAAAGAGAAGAAGCCUGGACUGCAAACUUGGGUCAGCGUGGGUGGAUGGUCCUUCAACGAUCCCGGCCCAUACCAACAGGCUUUCAGCAACAUGGCCAGUACAGGAGCAAACCGCAAGACCUUCAUUAACAAGCUCAUCAAGUUUAUGGACACUUAUGGAUUCGAUGGAGUUGACUUGGACUGGGAAUAUCCUACCGCUGAUGAUCGCGGAGGCAAAGCCGGCGAUUCAGCCAACUUUGUCCUACUGUCGAAAGACAUCAAGGAUGCCUUUGGUGGCAAGUACGGCUACACCUUAACGCUGCCGGCAUCCUAUUGGUACUUGCAACACUUCGACGUGUCCAAGCAUCAGGAGUCUGUUGAUUGGCUCAACUUGAUGUCAUAUGACCUUCACGGUGUCUGGGACGCCGCAUCGAGAUACACUGGGCCCAAACUCGCAACUCACACCAACAUCACCGAGAUCAACAUGGCCUUGGACCUCCUUUGGCGCGCUGGUGUCAAACCAAACAAAGUCGUUUUGGGAAAGGGCUAUUACGGCCGCUCGUUUACCCUCACCGAUCCGAGCUGCAACAAGCCAGACGGCUCAUGCACGUUCUCUGGAGGUGCUAAAGAGGGUCGGUGUUCGAAGGCUUCCGGCAUUCUUACUCUACAGGAGAUCCAAGACCUCAUCAAGGAGAAGAACCUCAAGCCGGUACAUGAUCAGAAAGCCGGAGUCAAAUGGAUACAGUGGGACAACGAUCAAUGGGUGUCCUACGACGAUCAAGAUACUUUCAAGCAGAAGAAGGAAUUCGCGAACUCACGGUGCUUACACGGACUCAUGGUUUGGGCUAUCGAUCAAGUCGACCAGAACGACAAAAGCCUGAAUUACCCUGACGAAUGGACCGAAGACGACAUUGCAGAAGCCGAGGUGAUCAUCCAAGACGAAGCAGCCCAAGGUGUUUGCUACACGACGCCAUGCGGCGACAAAUGCGCGUCAGGAGAAUACGAGGCUGCGCAAGCAAACGGCCAGCCCGGAACACUCUCGACAAUGGACCGCUGUGCCAAAGGACAAUUCCGUCGGCUGUGCUGCGCCAAAGGCACUAUUAUGGGCAAGUGCCGAUGGCGCGGCUACCGAGGUCUUGGCCUGAGCUGCACCGGUGGCUGUGCCAAGGAUGAAACGGAGAUUACGCAAAACACCAAUCAUCACUCGAGCACCGAGGAUCAGACGUGUUCUGGAGGAACACAGAGCUACUGCUGCGCUGGCUUCAAGCCUCCCAUCAUCAAAGAGCAGAUCGAAGAUGAGGUCAAGGACAAGGCCAAAGAGGCCGCUUUGGAAGCUGCCGAAGCGUUAGCCUUGGAGGUCGCUGCUAAGGCUUUCUGCAGAAUCGCCAUCACGGCCGCCUUGACACCGCUUACUUUUAUUCCCUUUAUUGGAUGGAUCAUACGACUCGCCGUCCAAGCCGCCGUUCCAGCUCUUGCUCAAGUGUGCGCCAAGGGCAUUGCAAAAGCAGGCAAAUCCGUCUUCAAGUUCCGCGGGAAGGACUACGAUGUGAAGCUCGACAAACCAUUGACAUCCAAAAAGGACCGCAGUCCAGCCGCCACGCCCACGAAACCUGCGGGAAGGUGCGCCAAGGUCGACCCUAAGGUUAACCCAAAGCUCGCGGAACGUGCCCCUAGGGCCCGAACGGUCAUCAACAAGAUACGAGGAGACCCUGAUGAAGAGAUCAAGACAAAGACUUGUGUCUACAGUAAAGACAACGGGGAUAUUCACAUGGGCCAGGCUUGUCUGCACUAUAGCUCUGUUAUAAGCCGCCGACCUGCUCUCAGAAGGUUGACGUGUUUAGGUAAAGGCGGCGUCAACGUUCGCGAGGUACGAAACUCUUAUGCCAAGGAACACGCGACCGAGUGGAUCAACGGCCAUAUGCAAGGUGGCGUGAACUGCGAGCGAGACGAAUUUCCACCCGCCGCCAUUUGGCAAGGUCGCGAUAGGAAUGUGUGGAUUCGUCUCCAGCCCUCUUCUCACAACAACCAGGCCGGGAAAAUGUUCAGCCGCAUCUGCGACGACCGGGUAGCUACUGUGACGGAAAAGAACCUGGAUCGAAGAGUCAAGUGUGACAACGGCAAAGUCAUCGAGUAUUGGGACCACAUCGAGCGCGAACAGCUCCAGAUCUUCAGCCUGGAAUUCUCAAACAUGCCGGGAAAUAUUGUUGACCAAGGGAUCACGGCCAACCCGUGCUGGCCCAGGGACCUCGUCGACGACCCGGGCUUCGCUCUCAUGACCAACGAUCCUUGGUACAAUCGCGCAGCCAACCGCCCCCGCAAGAGACACACGGCAAACUACGGAAACCCAGACUAUGCUGCUCUGGGCUACCCUCCGGGGCCCGCAGCCGUCAAGAUGAAGCGAGGCCUCGGCCUCGGCCCCGAAGACCUAUACGUCGACGAAGGAAACUCGUCCCGGCUACCCACCGAAGAAGAGCUACGCACCGAAUUUGGCCUCGUGCGCUGUCAAGGCGAAGACUGCGAGCCCGAGAUGAAGCAGCUUGGUUUUGCCUCUCUGCCCAUUAUCCCAAAUUCGUUUGCCUGGCCUCCCAAGUCUCACGAGCCGAGUACAACGCCGGCGGUUACGGCGGCGGUUACUGUGGCUGCCACUGCGUCUGGGUAUGCGCCGACGACUACGAGUACGGUUGUUCAGGCUGUUACGCAGGUUCUUUCUGCGGCGCGCGAGUUGAUUACCGAGUCGGUAGAGUAUGCGUUCUAUGACGAGGAAGACGAUUAGGAGAUCUAUUAGAAAGGAUACAAGAAUGUAUCUGAGUAGAAUAGAAUAGUGUAGAUGGAUAGUUUCGCUUUACAAGAAGCUCAUAGUAUAUAUAUAUAUUAAAUGUCAG